AUGGUAAAAUGGUUCCUGGGCACCGUUGGUCUGGAGGGCUUGCUUUCAACUGCUGGUGCUGGUGCCGUCCUUUCCGGCUGCGGCAACGGUGCCUUGGGCAUAGUGAACGAAGACAUAACGACUUCCGCUUUGGGAUAUCCAUCUGCCGCUGGUCUGGCGUACGGACCUGGAAUUGCUGCCGGUAUCGACUACGGCCCUUCCAUUGUUUGA
This is a messenger RNA of Parnassius apollo (apollo), 210 nucleotides long. Lineage: Eukaryota; Metazoa; Arthropoda; Insecta; Lepidoptera; Papilionidae. The record is from the annotation of a GenBank genome assembly.